Molecule: messenger RNA, 991 nt
Organism: Impatiens glandulifera
Lineage: Eukaryota; Viridiplantae; Streptophyta; Magnoliopsida; Ericales; Balsaminaceae
Product: proteasome subunit beta type-1-like
Exons: 7
Coding region: 115-786 (223 amino acids)
Cellular component (GO): proteasome core complex
Source: RefSeq, a predicted model, not a curated record
GAAGAAAGGAUCGGUAACUCGAUCUGAAUCACUUGAGAGAUUUGAACAAAAGCAAGCCCUAGCCAUCAUCAUCGUCUUCUUCUUCUCUGAUCCCGUCUUUCCAACACAAUCACCAUGACGAAGCAACAAGCAAACUGGUCUCCUUAUGACAACAAUGGCGGGACCUGCGUUGCUAUAGCUGGAGCUGACUACUGUGUUAUCGCUGCUGAUACCAGAAUGUCAACGGGUUACAGCAUUCUAACCCGCGAUUAUUCCAAAAUCUGCAAAUUAGCAGAUAAAGCUUUUAUGGCCUCUUCAGGAUUUCAAGCCGAUGUUAGAGCUCUGCAAAAGGUUUUGGGAGCUAGACAUUUGACUUAUCAGCACCAACAUAAUAAGCAGAUGAGUUGCCCUGCUAUGGCUCAGUUGCUUUCCAACACACUUUACUACAAACGCUUCUUUCCUUAUUAUGCAUUCAAUGUGUUGGGUGGCCUUGAUAAUGAAGGAAUGGGAUGUGUAUACACUUAUGAUGCUGUUGGAUCUUAUGAGAGAGUUGGAUAUAGUGCUCAAGGUUCUGGUUCUACACUCAUUAUGCCAUUUUUGGACAACCAGCUAAAAUCUCCAAGCCCCCUUUUACUACCUGCCAAGGAUGCUGUCACUCCUCUGUCUGAAAUCGAAGCAAUUGAUUUGGUGAAGACUUGUUUUGCAUCUGCCACAGAAAGGGAUAUAUACACUGGAGACAGACUGGAAAUAUUUGUGGUGAAUGCUGCUGGAGUUCGUCAAGAGUUGAUGGAACUUAGGAAAGAUUGAUCAUCAUCAUCUUGGGUCAUUGCUUAUCAACAAAUCCAGUUUCUUUUGGAAGAUAGUCUUUUAUGGAUUUUUAUGGAGUAUUUUCAAAAUUAAAGUGGUUUCUUUGUCAUGAGAUGGAUGGUAUGAUUGUCAACAGCAAUAACAUGUUUUAAGUUCUAUGAAUUUGAUGUUGUUUUAAUAUUCAAUAUAGAGUCUUCAAAACUAA